AUGACCGCCGCCAACGGCACAUCAACACCCUCCCUCACAUCCAGCACCUCCUCACCAACCUCCAUCCUCUUCGUCUGCCUGGGUAACAUCUGCCGCUCUCCAAUGGCCGAAGGCGUAUUCCGACACCUCCUCGCCUCCUCACCCUCCCAUCCCCCAAUCACGCGCAUCGACUCCUGCGGCACCGGCGCCUACCACAUCGGCGACCCUCCCGAUCCGCGCACCAUGUCCGUGCUCGAGGACCACGGCAUAACAACCUACCGGCACCGCGCGCGGAAACUCACGCGCAGGGAUUUUGGGGAGUUCGAGUGGAUCAUGGCGAUGGAUGAGGAUAACCUGGAGUAUUUGGUCAAGAUGCGGCGCAAGAUUGUUGAGAAUGAGGGAAUGAGCGAGGAAGAGGCGGGGAGGCUGGGGAAGGUGGGGCUGUGGGGGGAUUUUGGGGGGAAUCCGGGGGAGGAGGUCGUGGAUCCGUAUUAUGGCGCGAGGGAUGGGUUUAGUAUUGCGUAUGAGCAGAUGGUCAGGUUUUCGAGGGGGUUCUUGAGGUUCUUGGAGGAGAAGAAAGAGCAGGGGGCGUUGGACGAGCUAAAUAAGUCGUGA
Messenger RNA from Coniosporium apollinis CBS 100218, 594 nucleotides. RefSeq lists its product as uncharacterized. The coding region runs from base 1 to 594 and encodes 197 amino acids. The record is from RefSeq and is a predicted model, not a curated record. Gene Ontology annotation, biological process: protein dephosphorylation. Gene Ontology annotation, molecular function: protein tyrosine phosphatase activity. The transcript has a single exon. NCBI's taxonomy places the organism in Eukaryota, Fungi, Ascomycota, Dothideomycetes.